Messenger RNA from Lepisosteus oculatus (spotted gar), 2696 nucleotides. It is a transcript of the gene arl15a, whose product is annotated as ADP-ribosylation factor-like 15a. The record is from RefSeq and is a predicted model, not a curated record. Lineage: Eukaryota; Metazoa; Chordata; Actinopteri; Semionotiformes; Lepisosteidae. Gene Ontology annotation, molecular function: GTP binding; GTPase activity.
UUACUCAGUUCCUGUAACAGUGUGUUCGUGAUCAAAGUAGGGAGUGGGACAAAAAAGGGGGCUCUUGCUUCAUUCUGCAAGAACAUUAGCCUCGAGAGUCGCAGACUGUAACUCAAUUAUAAAGCCACCUUUCAGCCCAUCUCUGUAUAGCACAGGGAAUUAUACUGAAUUUAUUUUCUACCGUGGAAAGGCGGGGAAUACAAAGCACUGUGCCAUAUACAGUACUUUGAAUGCAUCUGUUAUACAUCAAAUACACAAGAAGCAACUUUACCUUAACGUCUUGACUUAUUGGAAGAUUUACGUCUACUAACCCAGUACAUGGAUUAUCUGUGUUUCAGAGCUCUCUGCUGCAAAGGACCACCUCCUCCAAGACCUGAAUAUGAUGUGGUUUGUAUAGGCCUGACAGGCUCUGGAAAGACAAGUCUCCUCUCAAGACUUUGCAGUGAAGGCACUGAGAAUAUUGUGCCUACCACAGGUUUUAGCAUCAAAGCAGUUCCAUUCCAGAAUGCCAUCCUGAAUGUAAAGGAACUUGGAGGUGCUGACAAUAUCAAGAAAUACUGGAGUCGCUAUUACCAGGGGUCACAGGGGGUUAUAUUUGUACUAGACAGCGCUUCUUCCGAAGAGGACCUAGAGAUUGCCAGGAAUGAACUGCACUCAGCCCUCCAGCACCCCCAACUCUGCACAUUGCCGUUUUUAAUACUGGCCAACCAUCAGGACAAGCCAGCAGCUCGCUCUUUACAAGAGAUUAAGAAGUAUUUUGAAUUGGAACCCCUGGCAAGAGGAAAACGAUGGAUUCUGGACCCUAGUUCAGUAGAUAAUAUGGAUUUAGUGAAAGAAAGUUUCAGCCACUUGAUCAAUCUACUGGAAGAAAAGGACUUGGAGCCUGGAAGAAUAUGAAAUAAAUAAAUCCCUGAAGAGAAAAAUAAAACACAACAAAACCAGAGACUGUCUUAGGAAACUUGGUGUUUCUCUGUACUGUAUUGUGUCAGAUGAAGGGUAUGUUUCAAUGGUAUCUCUAUCUGAGAAACAGAUUACAAGUGCAGAUUGCCACCUGCAAUCAUAUCCUCUUGAAAGAAUUUAUUAAGUGGAGCUCCUAUGAAAGAAUUCAGCACAAGUUGAAUCCGGGUGGCAAAAUAAAUUAAAAAAUAUAAAUAUACUAAUUGGUUACUACUGUUUGUGCCAUUUUACUGAACCAGUGUGGUAAAAUAAAUAGCUCAAAGGUAACUUGCACAUUGCUACUAAUUAUUUUAUAUCUUAACACAUACAGUAUGCUUGAUUUGUAGAUUGACUGACAAGCAUGGUUAUCAAGUGCAUUUAUAAAAUAUCUUGAUAACACAGAAUGUUUUAGUAAUUAACUUCUAGUCUAAAGCCUUAUGUGAUGUGCAUAAAAAUAAUAAAAUUUCAGUAUGACUUUACAAAAAAGGCUUUACAAAACAAGACUAAUCUGCUAGACUUCAGUCUUUUCAAUUACCUUAUCCCUGAUCUACUGUAAGGAGCAUGCAAAUCAUACUUAUUUGGUGUUACAUGUUAUCGAGAAGGAAGGCUCUUACACAUAAAAUACUUAAAAAAGGAUUAUAGUAUAUCAAUUUCUAUACCACCACUUGAGAAAUAUCUUGAAUUGCAUGCUGCAGCACUGAAAGCAAAGCAUGAAAUGUAGAAAAUGAAUAACUGUUUUUUUAAAAAGAAUGAAAUUAAGGGAUCCUCAUUUUCAGCCAAUGACAAUGUACAGUAUAUUGUAGAUAGGAAGUUGCCAGAAUUGAUGUUUUAAACAACAUUGUUAGGUAUGUCUGUUGGUUUUUUGAAGAUGGAACUUUCAGAUGGAAAGGGUUGAUGGUCUUUUUCUAGUGCUGUAAAUUCUCUUCUGUCCACUCAUAUGGAGCAUUCAACUGAAGUGUAAGACCAAAAAAUGUCAAGUCUUAUGUUGACUUAAGUCUGUAAAUGCAUAAUGGGCUAUUUUAAUAUGUGAUCCAUUUCUUUUUUAUAAACGUUCAUUAUCUUUUGAAAAAAGUCAACUUUAGACUUGAGUAUUAAGACUCUGUGGUAUGUGGUGUUCAGCAUUUGGCUAAAUUACUUCUGUGUGUGUGAUCGUGGUGGCAGAAUAAAAACACUAUCAAUCAGCAGCCACAACAGCUGUUUUUGACAAGUCCCUGUCUGACGCUUAAUGCCUUCCAACUGUCAGAGACUUCCCCUCCCUGUCUGCCACCUCUGUCUUGUUGCUCUCAUUCAUGCGCUUGUACUUCUAACACUUUGCAAUUGUGUUCACAAUUUCUCCCUGUUUUUCUGCAUUUUUCAUAAUUUCUUCACCUCUCCAUUUUAUGUGCCAGAGGUGUCUCAAAGUGCUUAGUGCAAAACUAUUUUAAUAAAAUUCUGUGAUAACUGAAACUUCUUUUUAGAGUAUUGCUUGGUGUAUUUUUGUCGUAUUUAUAGAACCUACUAAAUUUUUAUACCCUUUUAGCCAAUUCAGCUGCCUUUUUUGUAAUUCAAUUAUAAUAUCAGGAAUUUGUACAUUUAUUAUAGGUCAUCUUGUUUGUUGAAGGGCAAAAGCCUGUGUUUGUACUUGGAAAAAAAAAUCUGUAUUUAACAGUUUGCUCAGUUGGGUGGAAUACCAACAGUCAUUCACAAGUUAUACUGUGUAUAUGUGUGAUUUAUACGUGAUUUCCGCUGUCCAGUACUGACAAUAAAGGCUGAAUAGAGGA